CGUAAGGGCGGGAAGCCGUGAGGGCGGGAAGCCGUGAGGGGGUCGCUUACCGCCCGUCUGGAGGCGGGUGUGCAGUGUGCCAGCUGUCGUGCUGCUGGGUGGGUCUGUGCGUGCCUGCCCGCUUCUCUUCAAAGGCACUGUGGGCUUUACCUCAUCGUUUACCAAGGAGGGAUGGAGCCCGCUGUCGUACUCCUGCCCGGCUCCUUUGAACCUGAGGGGUGGCCACUGCCGUUGAAUAUUACCCACUAUUGUGUGUCUUAGAAGUUAACAUUUAGGUAUUUAGAAGAAGCAUUCUAUGGAGUGUGAAUCUCAACUAUUCUUUUGAAUCUCUACUGUCUGUUGAGGCUGUGAUGUCCAGUAGCACACAGCCAUUCACCCAUCUGCUCUGUGCAGAGAAUGCAUCUUAAAGUCACGUCCUCAGCAUUGGCACUGCCUGCAAAGUGCAACAGAUGGUUGCUGGAAGGGUUUCACCAUCAAAGCUGUGGUGAGAUAAUGGAGCUGAAACACCUUGGAAUAAAACCCAGUGCCUCCCUGGAUUGUUAUGUAACAACUUAAAAUUUUCAUAUGAAACUUGAAAAUGGCUUCAAGAGGAACAACAGAGACCAGUAAAUUGAAACAAAACUUGGAGGAGCAGUUGGACAGGCUAAUGCAGCAGCUUCAAGAUCUGGAGGAAUGCAGAGAGGAGCUAGAUGCAGAUGAGUAUGAGGAGACCAAGAAAGAAACUCUAGAACAGCUGAGUGAGAUCAAUGACUCACUGAAGAAGAUUAUGUCUGGAGAUAUGACGUUGGUGGAUGAGCUCAGCGGCAUGCAACUGGCAAUACAGGCAGCCAUCAGCCAAGCAUUUAAAACUCCUGAAGUUAUUAGAAUGUUUGCAAAGAAACAACCAAGGCAAUUGAGGACAAGGUUGGCAGAGAUGGACCGAGACCUAAUGGUCGGGAAGUUGGGACGAGACCUGUACACACAACAGAAAGUUGAAAUCCUGACUGCCCUCAGGAAGCUCGGUGAGAAGCUGACACAAGAGGAUGAAAGCUUCUUGUCAGCAAAUGCAGGUUCAGCCCUGAGCCAGUUUGAGAAAGUCUCCUCUGACCUCGGAUCAGGAGACAAAGUCUUCGCUCUAGCAAACUUUGAAGUAGAGAAGGCAAAGCAAUGAAGAGGUGUGUGAGACUUGAGUCUCUCCUGUUGUCAGCAAAAUUGGACUUUGGUCAUAUUGUAAUAGGUUUUUUUUUUUCUAUUUUUAAGAUGUUUCAAAAAACUAACAACCCAUCAACAAACCUUAAGCCUCUUGGGUUCUUAACCAGAAGAUAUGAAGUAAGCAGCCUUAAAGUGCACUUUGUAACAUUGGUGUCUGUGUACCCCUCAGUAACAUAAGUUCUGAGGUUAAACACUAAAUGGUACUCUGAAAACAAAGCCUUCUUAUGACUGUCUUUGAAAAGAAUCAGCUAUUUUCAACUUUUCUGAAUGUGUAUUUCUCUGACUAUUAAAACAUUCUCUUUUUGCA
Messenger RNA from Phasianus colchicus (ring-necked pheasant), 1498 nucleotides. It is a transcript of the gene LZIC, whose product is annotated as leucine zipper and CTNNBIP1 domain containing. The record is from RefSeq and is a predicted model, not a curated record. Gene Ontology annotation, molecular function: beta-catenin binding. Gene Ontology annotation, cellular component: cytosol; beta-catenin destruction complex; nucleus. NCBI's taxonomy places the organism in Eukaryota, Metazoa, Chordata, Aves, Galliformes, Phasianidae. Gene Ontology annotation, biological process: negative regulation of Wnt signaling pathway.